Eurytemora carolleeae is the source of this 2312-nucleotide messenger RNA. RefSeq names its product bromodomain-containing protein 7. NCBI's taxonomy places the organism in Eukaryota, Metazoa, Arthropoda, Copepoda, Calanoida, Temoridae. The record is from RefSeq and is a predicted model, not a curated record. Bases 60 to 1292 code for a protein of 410 amino acids. The transcript has 5 exons.
AAUUAUGGACGCAAAGUGCUAUGUUAUUGAUAUUAUAGUGUUUUAGAUAUAAUUAUAAAAUGGGACGAAGAUUUAUGCAGGGUACAGAGUCCGUCAAGCAAAAUAUACCGAGUCACAAAGAGAAGAAAGGGAGAAAGAAAAGCCGGAACAAAGCGAAAGAGAAUCAGUCGAUGUCUCAGCCGCCAAUUUUCAUUCGUCAAUCAAAGGACGAUGGGAGUACAACCCUGUCUAUCCUUGCACCUGGAGACGGAUUGGUUCCAGGAACAGAGAAAGAUCGUCCAAUCUCUCUCGGAAAUCUAAUAGGUCGAGUUAGAGUGGGGACUUCUUAUUUGGUCGGGUUCAGAGAAGAUAAACGGAACAUCGUUAAGGCAAUGUAUCCGAUAAACUACAAUUUCUUCUCUAGCUACGGGCCUAGCUAUGAUUCAACCUUCUCCAACCUAACCCUAGAGGAAACCCAGCUGGUUCAAACCGGAGUCAGGUUUAACAAACAAACAGAGGAAUACGCAGACAUUAUCAGGACUGUCAGCUUGGAGGAUUACACGCACACCUUCGUGGAUCAUCUAAUCAACAUCCUGGAGGGAGGAGCCGAUGACAAGGAGGAAGAGAGGAUGGAAGGGAAUGAGAAGGACGAGGAGACGAUGGAAGUUGAGGAGGCUCAAAAUGUGAAAGAAAAUGAUUGUGAGGAAAUGAAAGAUCUGGCUCAGACGGCAGAUAUCGGAGAGGAUAAGAAAAAAGAAAUCACUGUGGAAAAUUCCGAGAAACCGAUAGAAAAUGGAGUUAACGGCGAAGAACCCGUAAACGGAAAAGAGAAGGAUAACGAUAAUGAAGAGAACAAAAAUGAAAAAGUGGAAGCCACAAAACAAGAUCUAGAACUUGCAAAUCUAAAUGAAAGUCAGAAAAAUGUUAGUGAAAAUGAAGAAAUUGACUUCGAGGGGAUUCGGUCGCUGUCUGCCGACGGAAUAGACAUAAGUUUCUUAGAGAAUCUACAAAGCGCAUACGAAGCAAGAAAUCAACAAAAACCCGCCGUUACCGUCGAUGAACGUCUCCAGUUGACAGCAGAGCUUCUCGAAAGUUUGAAAAACUGCCAAAGUUCGCGACUAGCCGUAUGUCCAGCCUCGAAUCUAAAUCAGGUUCUGAGCCCAAGUGAGGUUGAGAUGCGUCUGGCCGGCCAAGUUCUAGAUAAUUUGACCUCUAUCCUCCAGCACACUGAGCCAGGCCAGGUUGUUAAUGUCGCGUCUAUUCGUCAAGCGAUGGGGGUUAACUUUAGUUCAAGCACUUUUGAGAAUUCAUAACAUCCCCUGAGUUUGUUUCCAUUAAGACACUAUAGACGCAAUUCUGUGUGAUUCUCCAAAUAAAGAAUGACAUGUUCUCUAGACUCAAAUUGAUCAAGGAUGCCGGAGAUAUCAUUAUUUUUCUAGAUUAAAAAUGAAUUUUAAAUUAGUGUUUCUCUUUCGCAACAUAAAAAAAGAUAACACUUCAAAAAAUGAAAUGGACGAUAGUUUUCGCUUUUUUGUUUAUAUAUAUUUGCAAAUUGAACAUUUCAAUUUAGAAAUCCCAGAAGGUCACUUGAAGUUACGUCUACAGUUCGUUCCUUUUAACAUCAGAUCUAUUAAAGUAUACUAAAUAAAUCCUCUUAUUUUUAGAGAACAAAAAAAUGAAAUUAAUUUAAUUAUUAUUAUUUUUUAUCCCGUAAAUUAACAUAUUUUAACUCCAGCUGGUUUUUCUUCCAAUCCUCACCUCUUACAACUUUCUGAAAGUUGCCUGAUAUGUACAAAUUGACUUUUAAUACACAAUUAAACUUGCUUUUAUUGUACAAUUCUUGUUGUAAAUUCUUUGAGCAGUGUACGCUGUACGAAGUACACGUAUGUUUUAAAUUGACCUGUAUUGUAAUGUUUGUAUUUCCUUAAAGAUAUUAAUUAUGUAAACCAUCACACUCCUAUAUCGAUGUUGGGUACACUGUACAGUGUACUGUGCACUGCACACGAGUGUUGGGCAGCGAAGUAAACAUUAAAUUCCUUGCUCAGAAAUAAAUGCUAUACUGUAUUGUACCGUUCUGUACUGUGCUGGGCUGUACUGUACUGUACUGUACUGUACUGUACUGUACUGUACUGUACUGUACUGUACUGUACUGUACUGUACUGUACUGUACUGUACUGUUCUAUACUGUUCUGUAUUAGUCGUUUCGGUUCUUAGACGGAAGUUCAAGAUUUCUUAGAACUUGCAUUCAAAUUUAAAUACUAAGAAAGAAUUAUAAAUCAAUUAGUAUAUUCUCAAAUCACUUAGUACUUAUGUUUUAAUAAAUAUGAAUUGAA